Cuscuta europaea is the source of this 11529-nucleotide messenger RNA. NCBI's taxonomy places the organism in Eukaryota, Viridiplantae, Streptophyta, Magnoliopsida, Solanales, Convolvulaceae. The record is from the annotation of a GenBank genome assembly.
GCCUUACCACGCUCAACAAGGCCACCGUAUAUUUUUGCAAGGCGCGGUUUGCCUAUGAGGCUCAGGAGCGUGCUUCCGCCCAAGUGCGUUGUGAAGCCGAUGAUCUGGUGAAGAAGGCCAAAGAGCGCCUGCAUCAGAUGCAGCAGGACCCGAACACUGCCCUGGGGCUUGCUAAGGGAAGCACGUCACUUCAGGAGACGGUGAGGAAACAAGUCGAGGAGCUGCAGCUGCUUCGUGCCAAGGUGGCUGCCGUGGAGAAGUCCGACGUGCAGCUCCGCCAGGUUGGUACGGAUGGGGCCGUUCCUGUUUUCGAGGCUGAUGUUUCCAAGAUCAAGGAGGCUGGCUCUAUUGAGUUCCAGAAGUCAUGUGCCUAUGUCGAUGCCGUGAAUGUCCGUGUAAAGGAGCGCCUUGCCCAGAGUUUCGGGGAGUUUUUGGCUAAGAGUGCUGAUCCGCUGAAGGACGGCAUCGGGUUGAUAUCGGGAACCUCCGCCGGUCAGGAGUUCCUUUCAGAGCUUGCUGAUGAUGCCUUCGCCAAAGGUAUGAUCGGCCUUUUGGACGGAAAUCUCCCGGCCCUCCAGCGUUAUCUCCCCACGCUGUUUGAUCCUGAGGCCGCUGGUUUCAAUGCUUCGUUUGUUGAAGCUUACGGGGAGGCUUUGAAGGGCAAGUACCAGGUCACGGACGCCCCCCCCCCCCUCUGGCUGGGUGAGUUUGUCAAAUUUUGCAUUCCAGCCGUACCUCCUGACUUGCCGGCCGUCCCUCCCGAGGCGGCUAAUGUUUUUAAGAUGGCUCACUUCGGCCCUCACGCCUCUGGGUUCAUAGAAAGCUCUUGCAGUCUCAUCUAUAUUCAAGGAUAGCUCCCGGGGGCGUGAUGGUUCCGAUUACUUUGUACUCUUGAUUUCACUCUGAACUCGUGUUUGUUGUACUUCCCGGCCGGUGGAGCCGAUGAAUAAAGUGUACCUUAUUUAUCGCGAUCAUCUUUACCACUUGUCGCCCGCUGGUCUUUUAUUUUUCCCUUCCCCUCUUUUGGGGAUUCCCUAAUGCCUCUCUCCAUUUUUUUUUGGAGAGGUCUUUUGCUUUGUCCCGUCGUCCGUUUGUCUUACCUGCCCAUUUGGCCCGGUUUUUAGGAUCCUGAGCUGGGCUCGGCCGCGAUUGUGAUGCGGAACGGGUUUAUCCCCUUUGGGGAUUCCCUGGUCUUUGUCCCGUCAUCCGUUCGUCUUACCUGCCCAUUUGGCCCGGUCCUUAGGAUCCUGAGCCGGGCUCGGCCGCGAUUGUGAUGCGGAACGGGUUUAUCCCCUUUGGGGAUUCCCCAAUGCCUCUCUCCAUUUUUUUUUGGAUAGGUCUUUUGCUUUGCCCCGUCAUCCGUUCGUCUUACCUCCCCAUUUGGCCCGGUCCUUAGGAUCCUGAGCUGGGCUCGGCCGCGAUUGUGAUGCGAAACGGGUUUAUCCCCUUUGGGGAUUCCCCGGUCUUUGUCCCGUCAUCCGUUCGUCUUACCUGCCCAUUUGGCCCGGUCCUUAGGAUCCUGAGCUGGGUUCGGCCGCGAUUGUGAUGCGGAACAGGUUUAUCCCCUUUGGGGAUUCCCCGGUCUUUGUCCCGUCAUCCGUUCGUCUUACCUGCCCAUUUGGUCUGGUCCUUAGGAUCCUGAGCUGGGCUCGGCCGCGAUUGUGAUGCGGAACGGGUUUAUCCCCUUUGGGGAUUCCCUGGUCUUUGUCCCGUCAUCCGUUCGUCUUACCUGCCCAUUUGGCCCGGUCCUUAGGAUCCUGAGCUGGGCUCAGCCGCGAUUGUGAUGCGGAACCGGUUUGUCCCCUUUGGGGAUUCCCCAAUGCCUCUCUCCAUUUUUUUGGAGAGGUCUUUUUGGAUUAUUAGUCCCGCCCGGCGGGGAAUGUUGGUUUCCCCUGGGAGGCUCGUAGUGUUUUUGUGAUGACGCUGUACACCAUGAUUUUAUCGUGGAAACCCGGAAAGGGAAAAACCACGGGACUUUUUGGGCUAAUGUCCAAGCCUCUUGUCUUUAUUAAUUUCUGCUGUUACAUUUGUAUGAACGUAAUACUUCUAGCGAAUCCUUCCCCCUGUCUCUUUUUUUUCAGGGGGCUAUUGGUAAAAUUUCUUCAGGUGCUCCACGUUCCAUAUGCCAGCGGAACGUCCCUCCAUAGUUUGUAAGAGGAACGUCCCCGCCGCCAAUCUCUUCUCGUAUACCCUGUACGGUCCUUCCCAACUCCUGGCCAUCUUGCCUCCUUCUAGCGGCUUGCUCUUCUCCCGCUUUCGUAACACCAAGUCUCCGACCCUGAUUUCUCUGACCUUUACUGCUUUGUUGAAAUACCUCUUGGUUGCCCGGUGGUACUCCUCCAUGCGCCGUGCGGCUAGGUCCCUCCUUUCCUCGAUGAAGUGCAACUCGGCCCUUAGGUUCUCCUCGUUCUGUCCUGGGUCGAAGUGCAGAGUCCGCUGCGUGGGCACCAGUACUUCGGUGGGGACCUUAGCCUGAAAACUGUAUGCUAGUGUGAACGGUGUUUCCCCGGUCGCCGUUCUUGGGGUUGUCCUGUAUGUCCACAGGACAUAAUUCAGCUGCUCCGGCCAGGUUGAGGAGUAGUCUUCUAGUUUCUUCUUUAUGCCAUCCAUGAUGGUUCGGUUCAUAUUUUCUACCUGGCCGUUUGCCUGUGGGUAUGCGACUGAAGCCUUUGAAUGCCGGAUACCCCACUUAGCCAAAUAUGCCUCAAAUCCCUUGCCGACGAACUGCCGGCCGUUGUCUGUGAUGAUCUGUUCCGGGAUGCCGAACCGACACAAUACGUUCUGCCAUAUGAACCGUUGGCAUUGGAACUCAGUGAUGUUCUUCAAGGGUUCGGCCUCCACCCACUUUGUAAAAUAAUCAAUGGCCACUAUUAUGAAUUUCUUCCCGCCGGUCGUCCUGAGAAGGGGUCCUAGCAGAUCUAUCCCCCAUCUCGCAAAUGGCAGGGCGACGGUCAUUGGUGUGUAGAAAUUGGCCGGUCUCCCUGGCAUUGGUGCGUACUGCUAGCACACCGCGCAUCUCUGGGUGUGAUUGAAGCAGUCCCGUUGGAUGGUUGGCCAGUAGUACCCCUGUAGGAUGAUCUUCCUUGCCAGUGUGCGGGGCCCUUGGUGGCUGGAACAGAUGCCCUCGUGGAUUUCCUCCAUGACUGACGCUGCCAAGUCCGGCGCUAGGCAUCUGAGAUAUGGCCCGCCGAACGUCUUUUUAUACAACUCACCCCCAAUGAUCUCAAAGCUUGCUGCCCGUCUUUUCACCCAUGGGGCCCUUCCGGAGGUGCGUCCAUCUUUCUCGAGGGGGAGGGUCCCAUCUUUGAGAUAAUCUGUCACCUCCUUUACCCAAUUGGGAUCUGCAUAAGACACAGCAUUUACCUGGAUCAUUUAUGUUGCCGGUCGGAGCAGUGCCUCCUGUCUCGCAAAAUUCCGGAUAUGUUGUGGGACGGCUACCGCCUGUUCCCCGGGCAGGGGAUUGCCUAGCUUGGAUAGGAUGUCAGCUUCGGCAUUCUCCACCCGAGGUACUAGGUCUAUGAUCACCUGUUCGACAAGUGGUGAGGAGAGGUACGUCUUGAAUUCUUCAAAAGCUGUCUGACAUUCCGGCGUCCAUUCAAAUGGGCUGGCCUUCUUCAUGAUCUGAAAGAAAGGGAUCGCCCGAUCGGCCAGUUUUGACAUAAACCGGCUUAGUGACGUCAGGCGCCCCGUGAGUCUCUGUACAUAUUUCAAAUUUUUGGGAGCCUCCAUGUCCACGAUGGCCUUGACCUUCUCGGGAUUAGGCUCGAUUCCCCGCUCGCUCAUCAUGUAACCAAGAAACUUCCCUCCUCUGACGGCAAAAGCACACUUCUUUGGAUUCAGCCUCAUGUUCGCCCCCUCCAUAAUGGUGAAAACCCGCUCCAUGUCUUGUACAUGAUCCUCCUUUUUCCUGCUUUUGAUCAGGAUAUCGUCGACGUACGCCUCCAUGAUCUUCCCGAGGACGUCCUUGAAUAAUAUCCCGAUCAUUCUUUGGAAGGUGGCCAUUGCGUUCCUUAAUCCGAACGGCAUGACCACAUAGCAGUACACCCCGUCUGAGGUGACGAAUGCAGUUUUCUCGGCGUCAUCUGGGUGCAUGAAUACCUGAUGAUAUCACCUGAAGGCAUCCAUAAAGCUUAACAGCUCGCACCCUGCGGUUUCAUCCACCAAGAGGUCAAUCCUCGGAACGGGAUAUGGGUCCAUCGGGCAAGCCUUGUUGAGGUCGGAGUCAUCGACGCACAUACGCCAGGUAGUCCCCUUCGGAGCCAAGACGACGUUGGAGAGCCAUUCCACGUGCAUGACAGGUCGUAUGUGGCGUAUGUCCAGCAGGGUGGUGACUUCCACUUUGAUGAAGUCUCUUCUCUCGACUGCCAUAUAUCUCUUCUUCUGUUGCACAGGUCAGGCAUCCGGCCGAACGGCCAAUCGGUGACCGAUGAUGCUGGGAUCAAUCUCUGGCAUGUCCUCCGGUCCCCUGGCAAAUAGAAUCUUGAACCUGUGGAGGGUCAUGAUUACCCCCUCCCGGAUUUCUGGCUCCAAACCGGUCCCAAUGGACACCUUCCGGUCGGAAGGAUCAUCCAGUUCCACCUCCUCCAGCAAGGUAGCUGGCUCUGGUCGGAACAUGGCAUCUUCCUGUCGGGCCGUUUCCGCAAUGUUGUUAACCAUCAUGUCCUUCUCUGUCAUCCGCUUCACCGCCUCCUUGUAACAUGCCCUUGCCGUAUCUGGGUCCGUACGGGCCACACCCACCCCAGUUUCCGUGGGGAAUUUUAUGCAGGAGUGCCGUACGGAGCAUAUGGCCUCCAAGUCCUCUAGUCCAGGUCGUCCCAGAAUGGCGUUGUGGGCGCAUUUGAGCCGCACCACCACAAACGUCAUGGGAAUCAUUGCCCUGUGCUCUCCGCCCCCGAUUUCAACCGGCAGGAUGAUGGUCCCUUCUGCAUCGAUGCUGUGACCGGUGAAACCGGCCAGGGGUGUCCGAAGGGGGCUCAGAUCGGCCCUUCCUAGGUGCAUUUUUUUGAACACGUCCCAAUAGAGGACAUUGACGCUGCUUCCUGUAUCAACCAGUACUCGUCGGAUUAUCCACUCCCGGAUAUCCAUGCUGACUACCAGCUCAUCCUGUGCGGCCCUGGGGUCUGCGGCAAAUCCGCUGCCCCAAAUGUGAUGGGUUCAACCUUAUGUUUCUUGGCGAGGGGUGCAGAGAUAGAAUUUAUCCGGAGGGCUCUUUCAAACUUCUUCCUCUCCGUCGGGGUAUCCCCAGUUUCCGCUCCUCCGAAAAUCAUUUUGAUUUCCAUCUUCUUCUUGGAGCCGACCGGCCCGAGUGAUGCCUCUGGCCUUUUGUCGCCAUGGCGGAAAUCAUCCUCCUUGACUCCGGCCUCUCGCCGAUCAUCCCGGCGCCAGCUGUAGGGCCUCCUAUGCUGUUGCGAGGGCCCCUGAUAUGCUCCCCCCAUGGUGAAUUCACCCAGAUACCCUCUAUCAAUGAGCUUCUGGAUGGCGUACUUCAGACUUUUACAGUCGUCCGUACGGUGUCCCUGUUUGCGGUGGUAUUCACAAUAUGAUCCCGCGUCCCGGCCCAUCAUGAGCCCCUUCGUAGGUACCGGCUCCUUGAGCAGCCCUUGAUCCUUGAUGGCCCCAAAGAUUUGGCUGAUUGGGUAGGCCAGGGGUGCUGGCCCUAGGUUCAUAGGGGGGCCAUCCCCCGUGCGUUCCUGUGCGGCCCACGGGACAUACCCGCCGACCGUCUUCUUCUUUUUCAGGGGUGGUGAUUCCACUGGUCCGGGACCCAGCCGAUCUGACGCCUUGCACGCAGCGGGGUUUGAUGCUCCGUCCCGCUGUGAGACCUCCUCCUCUAUUGCCGCGAAUUUGUGCGCGCGGGUCAGAACCUCGGCGUAGUUGUUCCCGGGGUUCCUCUUUAAAUCCAGAUAGAGGUCCCCGGUCGCCAGUGCAUUGGUGAAGAGGGUGAUCUCGGUGCUCUCCGGGAGAUCUUCCACCUUCAAUGUCUCAUCCCUCCACCUGAUCAUGAAGGCAGAUAUGGACUCCCCCUUAUUCUGGUGGACGUUCGUCAGCCAACUGAAGUGUUUUUUCGGUGUGGAGCUGGAGGCGAACUGAGCCAUGAACUGCCGGGAGAGUUGUUCAAAGUUGUCGAUAGAUCCGGGCCUGAGCUGCCCGAACCACUCCUGUGCUGGCCCUUUAAGGGUGCUGAAGAAAAGCCUGCACACAGCCUCAUCGGAGGCUCCCAACAUGGAGAGUGUCCCUUGAUAAGACAGUAGAUGGGCUUUGGGGUCCCCGGCUCCGUCAUAAGUUAAUGUUCCAGGGGGGCGAACGUCCCGCGCAAUGUCCAUCGCCAUAACUCUGUCGGUGAAGGGUGGUGAAAGAGCAAUCAUGGGUUGGGCCUGAGCGUUCUCCGUCCGGCGAUUAAGCUCAUUUAUUUGCCUCUGCAUAUCCAGGAGCAUGGCAUCCCGUGGGUCAGUCCCAACAGGCGCGGGGGCUACUGCUGCCAAGGCGUCUCCUCUUGGUACAACGCCCUGAUUGUGCUGGCCAAAGUGCAUUAUGUUCUCCGCCGCUAUGCCGCUCAGUACGGGGGUAUGCUCCCUAGCCGUUCCUCCUCCGCGGGGCAUGACUGGCGUGGGGUCCUGAAACGUGUGGCGUUGUGCUCCUCUGAAGGGCCUAGCCCCUGUGACCCCCCCCCCCCCCCUACCCGGAGGGCGGGUGUUCUGGGUUAUUCUGGAAUGGACCGAACAGCGGGGAUUGCUAUUCUCGCCCGUGUGUUCGGUGAAAGACUGCAUGGGACGGACGGGUGAGAGCUGGGUGCGCUCAGUAUUGGCGGUGUACACGUGUUCUUCCUCCCGCUGAUCCGCCAGUCGGCGGAUAGUAUCCGCGAUAUCUCGCAAUGCAUGGGGGUCCCUGCGGAGUUCUUGUGGGAUCAGGUCGGUGAGCAUCCCAAGGUCCCCUCGGCUCCAUAGGCUAGUGGAUUGGGCCCCUGCCGCCUGGUUACGGCUCCUCCUGCUUUGAGCCAGUCGUGAUGAUAGAUCUUGAGAAUUGCCCGCGUUAUUAGUAUUCAUUUUGUUUGCCUUUCUGUUGUCUUAGAAGUUUUAAAUGGAGAGCUUGGAAAAAGAGCUUUUUGAUCAGCUUCCCACAGACGACGCCAGUGUUGAGGUUUAUUCCCCUCAACCCGCAGGCCCAACACGUACCUGGGGUUUCGAAUGGGUGGAAAGCAAAUGAAUUUACUAAAACAACGGGGAUGGAUUAAGUGACUGUUUCCUUCAAUAUAAUGACUACAAGCUGAAGGGCCAAACGUACUGAAAAUAAGCUACGUAAUGCUGACGUUAUUACAACUCUAGAGUAACGAUGUCUGAACCCCUUUCAAUGAAAUAAAUGCGGCUAUUUAUAGUACAUCCUGGUAGUUGGGGGGCUGACGUGGCCGGCUGUGGGCGACAUGAUUCCGACCACCAAAUCUUCAGCAUUAAAUGCGCUUCCCGCCAAAAUCUUGGUUUCCCGCCAUAAUGCGGGGGACGUCCGUCCCCUAAAGUGAACCCAACUCUUUGAUGGCAACCUGGGCCUUCAAAUAUAGCCUACGAGACGUCCAUCCCCAGAUCCUUGGACCCUGAGGCCUGGCUAUGCUGGGCUACGUACGUCCCCUGGCCCUUGGACCUUGAGGCCUGCCUGUGGUGGGCCACGUACGUCCCUUGGCCCUUGGGCUUCAGGGGUUGAUGGGCCGGCCCUGGAAGGCCAUUAACCCAACAGUAUGAAAGCAUGUAGAAUCUAAAUAACUGAGCCACUUGUUGUGUCUACCAAGAUUUUUUUGGAAGACUUGUUUUUAAUGAAUUGGGGCAUUUUAGAGGAAGACGUGCACUUAAAAAAACGUUUGACAGAGAAAUGAAAAAUCACUUUUAACCAUGAAAAAUGCAAUUUUAAUGCUUAUUUUAGAAAUAAUUUUGAAUUUUUUGUUUUCAAUGCACUAUGUUUUUUUUAUUUAUUUUUCUAGUAUGUUGCAAUUCCCAUUUGAAAAUAUAUACAUGCACAUACACACAUAUUCUACAAUCUUAAUGUUUAUCAGAAUAUAAAAAUCAUUAUAGUACUUUUUUUACUCCCUCCGUCCCAAUUUGAUUUGCAAAAUUUCCUAUUUUGGUUGUCCCAAAAUGAUUUUUCACUUUCUAUUUUAGGUACGUAAAUAAGAAUAAAGUGACAAAUUUACCCUUACUUUUACUUUUUUCCAUUAACAUAAAGACAUCUACUUUUAGGAAGAUGGGCAAAAGUGUAAAAAACAAGUAUCAUUUAUUGUCACUCCUUAAUCCUUGUGUCAGUCAAAGUUUGCAAUUCAAUUCGAGACGGAGGGAGUAUUAAAUUAUAUGCUCUCAAUGUAAUUUUACAUUCUUCAGCCAAUCUUUAACUCUUUUUAUCAAACGGGUUGUUUCAUUCAAUUAGCAGCUCACGUUCAGUACUUCAAAGUUCAUUACAGGACAACGGUAUGCAAUUCAAACAAUAGCCCUUAAGUUAGACAUUAGUCUUUAACUAUAGCUCAUAUCGUCAAACAUAGCUUAAAUAGAAAACUUCAGAGGUAUACAUAUAUAAAUUCUUUCUAGAGCCGGUUUUUAGGAAGUUCAAUGGGUUCUACAUAACAUAACCUCUCAAUUUAUAGGGCCCCAAUUUUUAAAAGUUUAUUAGUAUUAUAUAGUAAUAUUUUAUAUUAAUAAUAAUCAGUAAAAUACACUUAGUAAGGAUGAAAAAUACAAUAAUGUCAUUUUUUGUCAGUCCUUUUACUCCUCUUUACUUAGAUUGCAUGAGUGAUGAGUUGUGUUGCUUUAAAUCAAAUAUUAAGUUUUAGAAUUUUUUAUUAUUAUUUAAUGAGUAUUCAAAUGAUUUGAGUAUAAGUAUUUAGAUUGAUUUUUUCAUUAAUGUGGAGCCAUGAUUUUACAUUUGAAACCGAGACUUCCAAAUUGAUUAGAGGGCCUUGAUUCUUGCGAUUUGAAGUCUGACAUAGCUAUAAGAUUGAGGUAAGGGUCAGAUUGGUCUUUGAAGUUGCAUAAAAAGGGUCAAAUAAGCUAUGUCAAUUUCGAGGACCAAUCUGACUCUUACCUCAAUCUUAUAGCUAUGUCCACCAACUAAUAAGAUAUCGAAAUAUAGCAUUGACAUAGAAUUUCUACCAAAGUAAUAACAACUUAUGUAAAAUAUACUUAACUUUUAUAUAUUUUGUAAGCCAUUUCAAAAACACUCAACAUAUUAUACAUUACAUAAAACUCAAAAAAUUAUGAACCCACGUCCAAUUAAUUCCUUUUGGUCGACUACCAUGACAGACUUACAGAGUGUUCGGGUUCCACUUCAUUAAUACAUGGGAAGAUGUAGUGGGACUCCCCAUGUCUAUAGCUUCAGACGCCCACAAAUGAACUGCCCACAAUUCCAGAAUUUGUUAUUCCUAAAGUUUCAUAUACUAACUGCGUUUCUUUUGCUUCUAUUUCAUCCUAUACAACUAACUUCACAUACUAACUGCAUACUAUCUGAUUUCUUCUGAAAAAAAAAAACAUCCCAAACUUUACUCCAAGCUUUGCUUUAGAAAUCAUCAAAUGCUUCUGGUGAACUCAGAAUCAUCUGUGGAAGCUCCAAUGAUUCCUUUUGAGCUCCUUGACUGUCCUUCAAAGAGAGGUGUAGGGGAAGCUAGAACAUUCUUUCCUGCCAUUAAUCCGAAGCUCAUUCAUUUCGAUGAUAUAUGCUCAUUGACCAAAGGUGGUGGUGUGAGUUUAGAGGAGGACCAUUCAGCUGAUUCGUGUAGAGGAAGGAAGCAUUACCGUCCAGGUGAAUGUGGGUUAGAAGAAGAGCAGGAAAGGAGCAGCAAGCAGAGUGCAGCUUAUAAGGAGGAGGAGGAUUUAUCAGAGAUGUUUGAUAAGGUUUUGAUGUGUACUGAUGAUCAUGCCGAUGGUCCAUCUGGAGCGUGCAAACAACAGAAAGAGCGAAAUGGUCGCAAGAGUCGUUCAAAUAAACGAGGAAAUGAUAAUGAAAUUGUUGAUCUCCAGUCUCUUUUGAUUAGUUGCGCAAAAUCUGUUGCUUCUGGUGAUUACGGGGCUGCAGUAGAGCAACUAAAGAAGGUCAGGCAGUACUCUUCGCCUGUAGGUGACGCAAACCAAAGGGUGGCACAUGCAUUUGCUGAUGGUCUUGAGGCCCGGAUAGCUGGAACUGGGGCGCAACUUUAUCCUUCAUCAUCAUAUCACAAUAAGAUCCCAAUUUCCGAAAUGCAGAAAUCCCAUUUGUCAUCAUCCUUGCCAUUUAUGAGGAUAUUAAUCUUUUUUGCGAAUAAAAUGAUUUACAAAGUAGCGUCAAGAGGUGCAUCACUGCACGUUAUAGAUUAUGGUAUUCUGCAUGGCAUCCAAUGGCCCACUCUUAUUCGAGACCUUUCACAAAGACCCGGUGGCCCUCCAAGACUCCGAAUAACUGGGAUUGAGCUUCCCCAACCUGGUUUUCGUCCAUCACAAAUGAUAGUGAACACUGGUUAUCGUUUGACUAAAUAUUGUGAGCGUUUUGGAGUACCAUUUGAAUACAACCCCAUAACAGCAAAGAGGUGGGAGGCAAUUAAGAUUGAUGACUUGAAACUCACGAGGGGUGAGGUGGUUGCUGUUAACUGUAAUGCUCGACUAAAAAGCCUACUAGACGAGACCGUAUGUGGUGCAAACAACCCCAAGGACGGUGUUUUAAACUUCAUCCAGGAAGUAAACCCUCAUAUUUUUGUGCAUUCUGUGCUUAGUGCAUCUCACAACUCUCCUUUCUUUCUCAAUCGGUUCCGAGAGGCUCUCUUCUUCUACUCUGCUCUCUUUGAUAUGUUUGAAGCUAUUUUCUCAAACAAUGAUAGUCAAAGGUUGAACUUUGAACAAGCAUUUAUGGGGUCUUCAAUAGCAAAUAUUGUAGCAUGCGAGGGAAAGGAAAGGUUAGAGAGGCCUGAAACAUACAAGCAGUGGCAAAGUCGCACUAUGAGGGCUGGAUUCAAGCCUGUGCCUAAGUAAAAGCAUCAUCAGUAAUUCCUGUAUAGCCAUAGAAGAUGGAGAUUUUGUCAUUCGAGCACUCACUCUGGAUGUUGGACCUGGCUACGUGCAAAUACGAGAAGAGGGGUAUGAACAGGUGAUUGACCCAGACAAGUUGAGCAUUCGGCGCAAGGCUAUCUAGGAAGAUGCAGGGGGUUAUAUGGUUGAAGGUCAAGAAGAUGAACCAAGAAAGCGUAGAGUGAUAGAGCCGCUCGGCAAGGGGAGAAGACAUCCAAGCAAGAAGGGAAGUGGAUGGUGAGGAUCCAAAAAAUAUGCAGGUGAUGCUUUCCAGGUUCAGUGAUUGGGAUUUCUGUGGAGAAGGGCACAUCCUACUAGUACCUUUGGCGGGUGUUGGAAAACCGCAAAUUCUUUUCCGGGGCUGCAAAAUCGGGUCUUUUUCUCUUUGUCUUUUCUUUUGUUCUCAAGACAGUUAUGGUGUUGAUAGGGUUAGCGAAAUGGAUAGCUAAGACCAUGUGUAGGUUUGGGAUUAGGAGUCAAAAGAUUAAAUAUGGAGAUUUUUGACUCUUAAAUUGGUGUAGUG